ACUACACGUGUUUUCGAUUCGGCUGUUUCGCGCAUAUUGCUAUAAGACACUCCUGCCCUAAUGGGUGAUGAUAAAUUGGAUCCAUCUAAAGCUUGUAAUAUUUCACAAGAUUGCACUGGACAGCUGGGACCAUUUUGCAGCAGUUUUGAAGAUCAUACUACCGAAUCGGAUUUAUUACAUACAUUCGAGUUACCAAUAUCACCAAGUCAAGAUUUAUUUGGUGAACCUACAACAUCAAGCUCCAAUAGAUAUUCUCCUCCCAUUGGUCGUACAACGGUAACUACUCCAUCUUGCUUCUGGAGAAACUGUGAAUCUUCUGUUCAUCAAGUUUGUGUUAACACAGAUAGUGGAUUUUCUAGUUGGACUGGAGGAGGUGAUUCUAAAACUAGAUCUCCAUCAAAUCUAAUUUCAUCUUACUGUGCCUUACCUCACUCAAUUUUUUCAUCAUUGAUAUCAUCCGAUCGUGAAAGUGUUUUUAUGCUGAAUCAAUCUGAUCAAGCUAAUUCGCCUUGGAGGCUGACACAUUUAAACGAAUCAGACGUAAGCUCUAGAAACUCUGUUACUAGCUCAAGUUCAUGUCUAAAUAAUUUACCUUGUGCUAGUGAAUUUAAUGAAGAACUUUCAGAUAGAAUGUUCGUUACAAGUAUAAGUGAUAUGAUAAGAACUUCGCCGACUUGGUCUACUCCAUGGACUUGUUCAAAUAAGUAUCCUCAUACAUGCGAACCAUGUAAACCAGUAUCACAAAAUGUUGUAGAUAUGAUAGAUUCGUAUCCAGAAACUAUUCCUCUCUCUGAUUUAUCAUCAUUUUUCUCUCUUGGAUUGAAUUCCGAAGGUCAAAAUGCAUACAAUGAUUCAAACGGUUUACAGUCCCCCGAUGACAUUAAUGAUAAGAUUUAUAAAACAGAAAAUUCCAGUAAUUUCUACUCAUCAAAGCCAUCAUAUUCUGUUUGUACACAUGAGAAAAAUCCUUCUACUCAUUUAUUUCGCCCGAUUCCUAUUCGCGAAGAAAGCAAGAUUCAUGGGGAUUUGUUCAAUUCUUCAACACAUUCUAAUCGACGUACUGCUGUGCAUCCCAAUAGAAGCACUGAUAUAAACUCCAGUGCUUCUAUUUCACGGCAAUCAAAACAUGCGAACUGUCGGCCUAGAACUAUAUCCUACACUGCCUACUUAGACUCAUCAAUUAGGAAACCACAAAUUAAUAGGCCAGGUUCUGCACCAUUACAACGUGAGAAUUUAUUUAUUCCCGAAGAAGAUUCCGAUUCAAGUGAAAAUAAUGAACGUUCAGAUGAAAUGAAGGACACUUACUUCGUGCAUAAACGCCGUAAUAAGAAAUCAUCAUCCAAAAUGUCUACACGUAGAUUUUCGCAAAACUACCAGUCUAACUCGUGCGGCCAUUGCGGUACGGAUAUAAACGAGAAUAAUUUUGAGGAUGCAAGCAUCCUUGAGAGUGCCGAUUCUACGAACGUGGGACAUCACAGUAGAUAUACAAAUUGUAUUUAUAACAGGGCAACAAACGUAGCUGGCCAACAUAUAUAUCCAACAAUAAAUUUAGAUAGUAAAAAUUUACAUCUAUCUCCUGACCAGUGCCUUACAAAUUUAUCAUUAUGUCCAGAUUAUAGAUCAGUUCAACAUGAUGUAAGCCGUUCAAACACAUAUGGGAAUGGUUAUCCACCGAACUAUACUGUCGCUCCUCUCUGUUCCAUCAUUUCAUUACCCACUUCCCCCAUGAUGAAUACCAUGCCAACAAUGACAAAUGAUUUAAAUGAAUUGAAUAGUCAUAAUGAUAGUAUACCGACAUUACAAUCGACACCUAUGCCUGAUGUUGUACCCCGAUUCGGGUUACAUAUGAAUAAUAAUAAUGAUACUAUUACAAUUACAUCAAAUAUAACUUCACUUCAUCAUUCUGUAUUAUUACAACCAAGAUGUUCAUCUGUUCCACUUCUACAGCCAACAUCAUCAACAACUUUAGGUUUUAAUCCAAAUUAUUCUCACUGUCAAUAUCAUCGGCAUCAACAACCUUCAGAUCACCAUUAUUACUGUGAUCAUUGUAAUUUAUCAACUGUACCACAAUUCAUUCACAACGGUGGAGCAAACAUGAAUUUCUCGUCUACAUCGAUUAAUCCAAUACAACAUACAAGUUUAUUAGCGAGACGUUUGGCUUAUGUUGCAGAUGAAUUAAUGAUAGAUUAUUCAAGAAGAAAUCAAUCGGGGCGGUAUAAUUUGACAACCGGGAUCUUAUUCAAUUAUGGAAUUAGAACAGCAAAUUACUGUAUACAAGCAUUUUGGAGAUUUUCAUUGAAUCUAUCUCCAUUGUUUACAUUUACAGUCGAUUAUGUAUUACGAACUAUACGAUUAAUUAUUGGUCAAUCACCGUCACCGCAAAACAAUACAAAUCCACCAGAGAAUAUUGCUAAUCCGUCAAUAAACUCCUCAAAUCAAUGUACCGUUUAUUCCAGACAAAGUAUAUUAAGGCAUAGUAAUAAUAAUAACAAUGAUAGUGGGGCCGUUGUUGGUAAUUACUCUAUAUUUCCUCCACAUAAUCAUUAUUAUGUAAAUGGAUCUAAUCAAUCUGAUCUUAGGAAUUCAGCUCUGUCUCUCCCCUCCUCUUUCUCUUCUUUUUCUCCUGCUAUUGGUAGUAUCAAUCAUACUGCAAGAUUUUGUCAAUUAACUCCCUCUACUCAAUUGUCAACAUUGCCAUCGUCUUAUAUAUAUCCUUACCAUCAUAAUUAUUAUUACCAUCACCAUCAGUCUUCAACAUCUCAAAUGCUUCUAUUUCACUCUACCGAUGAACAAAGUUCUAAUUGUUCAGAAGCAAGGACAAUUGAAACUGGUCAUUCGUCUAACUGUAUGGCGGAAAUUGGCAUAUCGGAUUCGGAUAGUAAUUAAACUAUCUUUUAAUGAUAGAAUUUUAAACGUAAUAGUUCGUCUUAAUAACUAAACAAAUGAUCUUUUCAAAAAACGCAGUACUAAAUUAAAACAUCAACCAUCUAUUUAUCCCGAAUAUAAUGCAUAGAUUUCAAGACUAAGGACAAAUUUGUGUGUUUCCGUUCUUUUUUUUUUAACUAUAUGCUUAAUAUUAAUAAGUUUAAGACGAAGAAAUGCAAAUCCUAAAAUAACGACAAAAACAGGGCAAAGAUUUAUAUUAAAUUUAUCUCACCCACAAUAUCAAUACUUUUUGAGAGUGAAUAAUAAGAUAUAAAUGUAUGAAAGAAAACAAACUAUUUUUAUUUGUUCGCACAUAAACUACUUUGAUCAUCUCUUCUUAUCCAUCAUCAUGGUACUUCAGAUUGAUUUCUCCACUCUUCUGAAUGUCGAUUCAUCAUCUCAUAUUAUGUAGCCUUGAACAUUGAUUCAAUAUAUUUACUCAUUUCCGAUUGGUCGAUUCUCAUCGUAUGCCAUUGUGAAUGAUUUUUUGUCAGCCAAUCAAAAUAUCGAAGUGGCAGGUAAUCAGUUGACUGUCAAUAAAAUUAUGAAUGAUUCAAUGAACUGCUAGACAAUUUCUUUUUGAUCGUUCCUUUUUGUUCUCGAACAGAAACAUAUUUUCGACCAAAUUGUUCAUCAAAUUUGAAUUUUUCUUCUACUUUCUUAUUCUAUAUUAUUAUUAUUGCCUUUAAUUGAAUCCUGAUGUUGUUAUACUGAAGUAGAGAUUUCUUCUCGACCAACUUUUUUUUCAACCGGUUCCCUUAGUUGAUUGGAUUGUGUAGUCUCUUAUAUCUUUUUUAUAUUAAAAAAACGAUACAUUCUUAUGCACUGAUUAUUCAAUACAAAUACUUGCAUUUUGUUACAUUGAACAGUACUCUUUAUACCUAUCAUAUUUGUUUAUACGUUGUUAUUGUUAUUAGUGUUAUAUACAUAUUUAUAUUUCUAUAUAUUUAUACACAUUAUACACAUACACUUAGGGGUAAAUCUGUUUUUUUUUUCUCAAAAGAACAAAUCAUAAAGCAGAUUACUACUAUUCUUGGCUGAUUUUUUUUUACGUCGGUAGGUUUCAACAAACAAGGUGGAGGACAACGAACAACACUUUUAUAGUCGAGAAAAACCCUCCUUUAUUAAAGGAAAUAGGUUCUACUUUUGUUUAUCGAUUUAUAUUAUUAUUAUUAUCCCUAUACAUUUUUUAAUUUUUUUUAGAGAUAUGCAUGUAUGUAAUUAGUUCCCCUUUACUUUCUCGUCUGUGAAACUAAAAUAGAAUUCCUAUUGAUCGCAAAAAUAAAUAAACGAGUGAAUCGAAAUAUAGGACUGUUCUUUUUGCUUUGUAUUUUCUCUGUACAUUUGAGAAAAAGUUGAGCACAC
Messenger RNA from Schistosoma margrebowiei, 4290 nucleotides. Lineage: Eukaryota; Metazoa; Platyhelminthes; Trematoda; Strigeidida; Schistosomatidae. The record is from the annotation of a GenBank genome assembly.